AUGAGUAAUGUGAAACCCAAAAGUCAAAACUCCUUACAAAUGUUUAUAGAUAAAUCGCGAGUGGAUCCCUUGAGUGACAAAGUAAAAGAUGCAGAGUUACUAUUAUCCAGUUAUGUAGCAGCUCACGAUAUGCCUUUUGCCGGUAUGGAUCAUCUAACUCCAGUUUUGGCCCGUUGCUUCCCGGAUUCUAAAAUAGCCCAAGCACUUUCGUUAAAGCGUACAAAAACAAAGUGUGUCAUCAAAAAUGUUAUUGGUGUCCACGAAAAAUAA
Molecule: messenger RNA, 270 nt
Organism: Macrosiphum euphorbiae (potato aphid)
Lineage: Eukaryota; Metazoa; Arthropoda; Insecta; Hemiptera; Aphididae
Source: the annotation of a GenBank genome assembly